UUUCUGGGGGGAAGGGGGGGGGAGCUGCUGCUGCUUUGCUUUUCUGGGAGUCUACGGAUUUACUUGUAGGCUGGGGGAAUCCCUGAACAAACUAGUUGCUCCAUAGUGUUCACCCUUCCCCUUCCCCGCUUUGUUUCAACUCUGUGACGCCUGUCAGUCCCUAAAAGGAGUUUACGCGAGAACCUAGUGACAUGCCGGUGCGCACCGAGCACUGCGGCAGCCCCGGCGCGGCCUACACAUCCUCGGCCUCGCUUGUCCCACCACCGCCUAUCAACGCGCAGCAGCCGGGCAUCGCGACUUCGCUGCUGUACAGUGGCUCGCAGUUUCGGGGACACCAGAAGAGCAAAGGAAACUCCUACGACGUUGAAGUUGUUUUGCAGCAUGUUACCAUGGAGGAUUCAUAUUUAUGUGGUUACCUGAAGAUCAAAGGUCUGACGGAGGAGUAUCCGACACUUACAACAUUUUUUGCUGGAGAAAUAAUCAGUAAAAAGCGUCCUUUCUUAACUAGGAAAUGGGAUGCUGAUGAAGAUGUGGACCGCAAGCACUGGGGAAAAUUCCAGGCUUUUUAUCAGUAUGCAAAAACCUUUAACACAGACGAUUUUGAUUAUGAGGAGCUGAAAAACGGCGACUAUGUCUUCAUGAGGUGGAAGGAGCAGUUCCUAGUCCCAGAUCACACAAUCAAAGAUAUCAGUGGAGCUUCCUUUGCUGGGUUCUACUACAUCUGCUUCCAAAAGUCCACUGCAACCAUAGAGGGCUAUUACUAUCACAGAAGUUCCGAAUGGUACCAGUCCCUGAACCUCACCCACGUCCCUGAACACAGCGCUCCCAUAUAUGAGUUCCGGUGACACCGGUGGUUCCGUAUGGCUGGCCAAGGGUGAUCCAAGGCACAGUAAAGAGACACAAAGAAAUGGGGACUGGGGGAGCAACUGUCAAACCCUGCCAGUGAUGCAACAGUCUUCUCUGCCAGUGACUGAGAGCGAUGCACUCGCAGGCAGAUGGACCGAUGGCAGCAUUAGUUGUCGUCAUGAUGACAGAGUGUCCCAGCAGGCUGUGGUCUGGAAUCUGCGUCCCAUGGGCACAUGUGAUUCGCCACAACAGUGUUUUUUUUUUUUCUCCCCAUCAGUUUAAUUAUCUGCUUUGUUUUUAGUUGCACUUUUUUUGUUUUUUUUUUUUAUAUAUAUAUUUUACUUUUUCAGCUGGAGACUUUUCAGUGUUUCUA
Molecule: messenger RNA, 1219 nt
Organism: Scleropages formosus (Asian bonytongue)
Lineage: Eukaryota; Metazoa; Chordata; Actinopteri; Osteoglossiformes; Osteoglossidae
Product: glucose-induced degradation protein 4 homolog
Exons: 6
Coding region: 192-845 (217 amino acids)
Biological process (GO): protein targeting to vacuole; proteasome-mediated ubiquitin-dependent protein catabolic process; negative regulation of gluconeogenesis
Cellular component (GO): GID complex
Source: RefSeq, a predicted model, not a curated record